GCACACACAACAGACACACAGAGCUGUACCAGCGCUCGCACUCACACACACACACGUAGUCUGACACAGAACGAGGCUCGCAGUCCCCCACGCUCAUACAGAAGACUCCUAGAACAACGGAGUAAAGGAUCGCAGGAUCUGGAGAGGAGAGCCUCAUCUGUUAACCAGCGGCCGAGGAGCCCCUUCCCCGGGGACGUUUUCACCAUGAAUCCGUCUCUAAAAAUUAGGACUUAAAUUUUGCCGGUCCUUAUCCUCGGAACUGCUAUUCGUUUGUAUUUUUGCUGCUGAAAACCAGACGAGAUACGGGCGGUGCGAGAUUUUUUCCACCAGAAUCCAAAUCCCUCUCCCUUCUUUAUUUUGGAUUUUGUUAAAAUUGUUGUUUUUGGUGUUCUUGUUGUUGUUAACCUGACCAACAACUAUCAUGCUGAUGAAAGUAGUGUUAAUGUUCCUCCUAUGCUGGGGGUUCACCUCCAGCGAGCCCCCGGUGGCCGCGCCACAGCCCCGGUCACAAACUUUGGAUUUUGGUUUCGUUCCCGCUGGAGUUUACGAAACACUUGCUUAUUACGAACCUGGACCCAUCGGACUCCUGUUUCACAUGGUCCACGGUUUUCUGUAUGUUGUUCAGCCCAACCCGUUCCCGAAAGAUCUCGUCGUCAAAGUGGCCCAGAACAAAUUAGGCUCGGUGCAAGCCGAAUAUCAGAAGCCGGAGAACGUUGUUCUGACGCUGCAGGUGAUGUACUACGAGGUGGGCUUCAUAGUGUGCGCUGCCCUGGGCCUGCUCUUCGUCCUGCUGGUGCCGCUGGUGGGGCUGUGCUUCUGCAUGUGCCGUUGCUGCGACAACUGCGGCGGCGAGAUGCACCAGAGGCAGAGGAAGAACGCCGAGUGCAAGAGGGGAUUCUUCGCCACCCUCCUCUUCACCACCUCCGUCUUCAUCACGGCGGGAGUACUCUGCGCCUACGCAGCCAAUCAGAACCUGAGUUCUCAGCUGAAAGGCAUGAGGAAGCUGGUCAACAGCAACAUGAGAGACCUGCACACGUUCGCCAACCAGACUCCUGCGCAAAUCGACUAUCUGAUUGGACAGUAUGUCACCGCAAAGAAACGAGUUGUCUCUGACCUAGAGCAUAUUGGGCCUUUGCUUGGUGGUAAAAUUCACCAGGAGCUGGAAAAAGAGGUGAUCCCCGCUCUCGAUGGGGUAUUAAAUAUGGCCGGAGUCAAAGUGGAAAGGGCCAUCAAAGCGAUGCGGGAGACCAAGGAGGCUCUGGAGAACGUGAGCGUGUCUCUGGAGGUCCUGCAGGACGGCUCCAGCAGGCUGGCCUUCAACCUGAGCGCGGUGCGCUCGCGGCUCAGCUCCACCCUCAAAGACCCGGCCUGCGCCCUCGAGGACGCCGCGCCCGUCUGCGCCAGCAUCCGCAGCUCCCUCGCCCAGCUGGGCAUCGGCGCCAACUACUCCAAGUUGUCAGAUGUGAGCGAACAGCUGGCCAGAGUGAACAAUGUUCUCAAGACUGACCUCAGCAACAUAGUUCAAAAGGGAUAUUUGUCAUUUAAUGACACCCCCUACUUGGUGAAGACACAGACACAGAAUAUUGUUGCAAAGGUCAGAAACAUGCUGGAUGAUCUCGGCUCCAACAUCACCAGCUUCUCUAAGACAUUCCCCGUGGAAGACUCCCUCUCCAACUUCAUUAAGUACAUCAGUCACACCCAGUCGAAGAUCGAGGACUACUACCCGCAGAUUGACCAGAUAGACUUCUACAGGUGGAUCUCCUGCAUUGCACUCUGCUGCAUGGUGGUGCUCAUCUUGGCCUUCAACUUCCUGGGUCUGUUCUGCGGAAUUACCGGCUAUGACAAACACGCCUCCCCCACCACCCGUGGCUGCAUCUCAAACACUGGCGGGAACCUGCUUAUGGCGGGCGUGGGAUUCAGUUUCAUCUUCUCCUGGGUGCUGAUGGGUGUGGUGGUCGCCACCUUUGUUGUCGGGGGCAACCUGGAGAAGCUGGUCUGUGAGCCCUAUGAGACUAAGCAGCUGUAUGAGGUUGUGGACACUCCAUACCUGGUGAAUCCUGCCUGGAAGAAUUUUAUUCCUGGCUUCCUUUACCAAAAGCCUGAGAUUGACCUGACUGCAGGAAACCUAUACAGAAGCUGCAAAGACAACCAGGGCAUUUACUCCGCUCUGCACCUGGACAGCAUGUUCAACGUUACGGCCUUCUUGAGCUCUAGCGUGUACACCGAUGACGUGUCGGGCACUAUCAACAAUGUCAGAGUGGACCUGAGCAGCAUUGUCCUAUUGGAGUCUGAGGGGAGACACAACCUCAUCCAGUUCAGCAACACGGGGGUCAACGAGAUAAACUACUCCUCUACCUGGAAGAGGUGCUCACCAUUCGGGGAUUGCUCACCACGCCCAACACACUGUCUACCAGUCAACAAGAAUGAUCUCUCCCUAUCCUUCUUUGACUGGCAGAAGCGAGGAGCCCUGGAGACUGCCCUGAGGGGGCACGUCAGCAGCAUUCGGCAGAUCCAUAGCCAGCUGGUGGUCCCGAUGGAGCAGUCCAUGAAAUAUGUUAGAGCAAGGAGCACUAUGAAUCAGAGUGCCCUGCUGCUGCAGAAGACAGUCUCUGACCUCCCUAACUCAAUCAACAAUGUCCUUAACACCAUUGAUGCAGCACAGUUCCUCAUUGCCCAAAACGCAACAUACGUCGUCAAAAAGGAGACUGACAAGUACAGGCAGAGUAUUGUGGACUACUUCAAACAAUACACAGACUGGGUGAAGACCUCUCUGGAAAUGGAAGUGGCAACCUGCAAGCCCUUGAGCAACAUCGUGGACACCGUGGAGAUUGUGGCCUGCAGCUUCAUAGUGGAUUCACUGAACACGUUCUGGUUCGGCCUGGGCUGCUGCGCCAUAUUUCUCAUCCCGAGCGUGAUACUGUCCGUCAAGUUGGCCAAAUUCUACCGCCGAAUGGACACGGAAGACGUCUACGACGACAUUGAAACAAUACCCAUGAAAACUAUGGAAAUUGGUAAUAAUGGUUAUCAUAAUGAACGGUUACAAGGUAUCCCAAACCCUGUAAUGACAAGCAUCCCUUCCUAUGACACUGUGACUCGGUUCCCACGGGCCUCGGCUCCGCCCAGGCAUGCAGACUGGUGAGAGAGUGCGGUGGUUUACCGGGUCCAGCAAGUGCUAUUGAUACCUGGAACUGAAUCCCCCUUGCCUUGGAUAUCUAGUUCCUGUAUAACAGGCAAAAUGAAGCAGAAAAAUGAAUUCCUUACACCGGAGGAAGGUCCAUGGUUUUGGACAAAAUCUAAUUUGCCUGGAUCCACCUUCUCCUGGUUGUCCUUUUUCCCCCCUUCUCUUCCAACUCACAAGUUCAGCCACACCCAAACAAAUGUGCCACUCCUGAGAAGAUACUGGUUACAGCACCUGUAAUGGAGUGGUCUUAAAAAGCUCACAGAGCCUUCACUGAUAUCAAACAAGGCCAACCCCGAGUUUCAUCCGAUUCAUCCUGUCCUUCAGCACAGCCUCCUGAGGCAACUGUGACUGAAUUCCUGCUGUCGCUCCCUGACUCAAAAUGAGUGAAUAUGUCAGACAAAACUGUACAUUUUGUACACGUUCAAAAAACUAUGUGUUUUAUAUCUAUUUUUUUUUGUUAAUUUUUUUUUUUUUUUUAACUAUGUCCCAUGCGUUCAUUCUUUUACUUCUGUGUGAAUAUCAUAGCGGUUGGAAGGCAGCUGUAGCACUGCUAUAGUUUCUGGGUUCACGGUCUCUGGGUUUCGCAGUGAGGUGUCUGGUGGCUUCUCACCGCCACAAACACGGCCAUUGCGCUGAGUUUAAGCAGACAAGGAGUUCUCUGGUGUUUUUUUUUUUAAGUGGGAUGGAAAAAUAUGAGAGUAAUUGAAUAUCUUUGUGAACGUGCUGGAAAAAAUGUGUCAAGGUGUGGAAACUGUCCAUGUGGGGACCAAGCAUGCUGAUAAACGAUGAUUUACUGACUGCUGCCUUUUGAAUAUGUGUAUAUCACUCUGAAUGAGUUCACCUUGAGGUCACGGAGAGUAUUUCCUGCCAUUGCACGAUUAAUAUAUCUGUAAUUUCCUUGAAAUAAAAUGGCAGGGAAUUAUCCUUCCGUGUUUUAAGUUUACUACUCCACAGAUUGAAUUUGUAGAUAGGUAAAUAAAGCACUCCUAGUUAUGUAAUAAUGAAUGAUAUCUCAGAACUAUGAGGUUUACUAACAGGUGAUGAGCCAUGCUUGUGGUCAUAGUCAAAGUCACAGAUAAGAAAGAGAACUGCUGUUAAAAAGCCAAAACAUAUUUUUCCCGUAGAGCUCAGGUAUUCGUCAUUCAACUAGGUGCUCAGAAUAACACAAUAAAAUGCAUAAUACACAUCUAUCUCUUUUUUAAGUAAACACCAUAGGAAUUAGGCAGGGUUGAAACUAUAAACGAGGCUAAUGUAUCAGAGGACUAAUUGUAUCUGACAGACGUGUCAUGUUUAAAAACCUUUGGAAGAAACGGGGCUGUGUUUAACACCCAGCUGUUCCUGAACUACACAAGUCACACAAAUAAAUCCAGACAUUUUUUUUUUCAAACACAUGAUUUUUUCAGUGUCUUGUGUUUUUAAUUUCUUUGUUCGUGCUGCUUCUGGUAGAGAGAUCUUCUGCUGAACCUUAAGAAAUGUAAUAUAUGCCAUAAACUAUUACACUGAGUACUGAAAAUAAGUACUAGAAUAUUAUCUUGUCACUUUUACAAUUUUCACACACCACUGGUGCUUCGGAGUAAUUUUGGAAGUGGUUAUGAAGUAGCUCAAAGCAUGGGUGUGUUUAUGGCUACUGCUGGAAUUUUCUGUCAUACAUCAUAAGAAAAUACUGUAUAAACUGUGAAUAAAGAUUUCAUUUCAGUGA
Anguilla rostrata (American eel) is the source of this 4880-nucleotide messenger RNA. It is a transcript of the gene prom1a, whose product is annotated as prominin 1a. The coding region runs from base 422 to 3139 and encodes 905 amino acids. Gene Ontology annotation, cellular component: microvillus; plasma membrane; cell surface. Gene Ontology annotation, molecular function: cholesterol binding. The record is from RefSeq and is a predicted model, not a curated record. NCBI's taxonomy places the organism in Eukaryota, Metazoa, Chordata, Actinopteri, Anguilliformes, Anguillidae. The transcript is spliced from 30 exons.